Daphnia pulicaria is the source of this 922-nucleotide messenger RNA. RefSeq lists its product as uncharacterized. NCBI's taxonomy places the organism in Eukaryota, Metazoa, Arthropoda, Branchiopoda, Diplostraca, Daphniidae. The transcript has 3 exons. The record is from RefSeq and is a predicted model, not a curated record. The coding region runs from base 337 to 792 and encodes 151 amino acids.
GUUACGUUUCUCUUCUUCCCCUCUGCCCUCGUGCACAUCCAUGGGAGUGUGGGUGCAUUCACGAGGAGUGGCGUAUUCAACUUUACUGCGGAUGGAACACUUACAGUGGAUGGCCUGGCUGGAUUUCCCAGGCUUAAAGGAAAAACAAAGAGAAUCGUGCAUCUCCGUAACGCAGAGAAACCAGGUAAAACCAGUUUGGAGGGUUUUGGCGUGAAUCGCUCGAGGCGUAUUCAUUUGCGUACACGGAGGACCCUGCCGGAUAUAAAACUGCGAGUUAGACUUUGGUUUCGGCAUCAGUCCACUUCAUCUCAAGUCAACAAUAAACAAGUGAACGUCAUGUCCCUGCAAAACAUUUUGGUUGUUCUUUUGUUCUCAUUGUCCGCAGUUGUUGCCCGGCCAGCUGAAACGCCCGAAACGGUCGAUGCCCGUCAAGGUUAUAAUUUAUCCAAUCAAGGACAGCAGAUUGGUGUUCCCGGCGCCAAUUUCCCGUCCAUUCCGAAUUUAAUUCCCGCAACUUAUCCGGCCACUCCAAUUGGAUCGGUGGGAGCUUUCCCUGCCAUACCUGUUGCGUCGCCUGGAGCUUAUUCGACCGGAAGCAACACUCGUCCGGCUUACGGCUACGACAACGCUUUCCCCGAUCAGGUCAAUUUCUCCGGAGCCGAUCCUAACCGCAACACGGCUGCCAGUGUUUCAGCUCCUAUUCACAAUCAAGUGAGUGGAUUGAUCCCCACCAACUUGUCAGGCAUCUCCGCCAACGCCUUUUCGUCCGUUUUGUCAAAUUUCAAAGUCUAAUCAUCAUGUCUCAUUCUCCUCCACGGUUAUUAUACGUAAAUUGCUUCACUCGAAGAUAUUCCUAAAUUGUUUGUAUAAAUCAUGUUAACCGUACCGUCAAUAAAAUGUUACAUUUGUUGUUGUUACAAAA